This is a messenger RNA of Neoarthrinium moseri, 1551 nucleotides long. RefSeq lists its product as uncharacterized. Gene Ontology annotation, molecular function: iron ion binding; monooxygenase activity; heme binding. The record is from RefSeq and is a predicted model, not a curated record. Bases 1 to 1551 code for a protein of 516 amino acids. The transcript is spliced from 4 exons. Lineage: Eukaryota; Fungi; Ascomycota; Sordariomycetes; Amphisphaeriales; Apiosporaceae.
AUGGCGACCCCUUUUCUUCUCCAAUCUAGCGCAGUGAUCUUGGCGUGGUCCAUAGCUGCGUAUGUAUCCUGUUUGGUGCUCUAUCGGGGCUGGCUGAGCCCACUGGCCAGAAUUCCUGGCCCAAAGCUCGCCGCACUCACGUCCUGGUAUGAGUGCUAUUACGACGUUGUCCUUCCGGCUCAGUAUGUUUUCAAGGUCAAGGAAAUGCACGCCAAAUACGGGCCAAUCGUCCGUAUCGCACCGAAUGACGUCUCAAUCUCGGACCCGGACUUUGUCGAUACCAUCUACGCUCCUGGUGCAGGCCAUCGCCGCGACAAGGAUCACGACAAGAACAAGGCUCUUGGGGUAGACUCCUCGGUCGGCGGCUCAAUUGCUCACGAACUUCACCGCAAACGACGAGAGGCACUCAAUCCCUUUUUCUCACCUCAACAGAUUAGCCGCCUUGAUCCACAGCUGAAUGCGAAGGCCGCGCAACUGGAGGCUCUGCUCGCCAAUGCUAAGAAGGACGGGGAGGUACUCAACCUCUCUGACAUCUACUUUGCUUUCUCCAAUGAUGUCGUACACCAAUAUUGCUUCGGCGAUAAACUCAAUUUAUUGGCCGAUCUGCAGCUGGCCAACAUCCGCCGUACCAAUGUCGCCGCCGUUCUCGGCAGUGUCAAGGUCAUGCUUCAUUUCGGCUGGAUUCGCGAUGUGACACAGGCGCUGCCACGCUACAUUGGUGCUCGCAUGACACCCCCUGGGGUAGUGGACAUGAUCACUUUCCGCGAAGGCAUACGCACUCAGAUCGAACGAAUACUGGGACGUAAGCCCUCACCAGACGAGACUACAUCCAUAUUCACGCAUCUGCGGGAUAGCCCUCAUCUGCCACCAUCCGAAAAGUCGGCACAGCGACUCGAGGACGAGGCUACGCUGAUGACUAUGGCGGGCACAUACUCCCCAAUGUUGUCGCUGGUCACGGCGCACUACCACUUGCUCGCGAGUCCAGUUAUCAUGGCGAAACUGCGAGACGAGCUGAGCGCCCACCCCUACGCCACUACAGCCGCACAGCUUGAGCAGCUGCCAUACCUAUCAGCCAUCACCUUAGAAGCUCACCGUCUCACAUUCGGCUUGACGGGGCGGAACCCGCGUGUGUGUCCGGACGAGGCCAUCGUAUACACCCAUGAGGUGGGCAAAGAUGAUUUUCGCACCUACAGAAUUCCCCCUGGAACCUCGAUCAGCACCUCUACUUUACUGGUACACACUGAUGAGUCUCUAUUCCCGGAGCCUUGGAAGUUCAAACCUGAGCGAUGGCUCGUCACCGAUCAGGCAGUCUUGGCUCGGCAGCGCCGGAGCAUGCUGGGAUUCAUGCGUGGUCCGCGCACUUGCAUCGGAAUGCAUCUUGCCAACGCUGAAAUGGCUAUCCUUGUGGCGGUCAUGGCGCGCUGGAACAUGCGCCUGUACGAGACAAACUUGGAUGAUGUGGAAUUUCUUCAUGACUACCACGUCAUUUGCCCAAAACUAGGGUCCAAAGGCGUAAGGGCGGAGGUUCUCGGCCAUCACGUCGACCUUUGA